Molecule: messenger RNA, 1926 nt
Organism: Microthlaspi erraticum
Lineage: Eukaryota; Viridiplantae; Streptophyta; Magnoliopsida; Brassicales; Brassicaceae
Source: the annotation of a GenBank genome assembly
AUGUCCGGUUCGACGUCACUCGAGGCUCCUCCUGCCUCUCCGGUGGAUAUCGGAAUUAGGCUCGAGAAAAUUCGCUGCAAACACGAGGAAAUUGAAAGAUUGGAGCAAUUGGUUAUGGAAGAUCUAAAGACAGAAGAGACUUGUCCGAUGAAGCAAUUGUUGCAAGGCCACCGUCUCCGAAGCUUGGCUAAGUCUAUCAUGCUUAAGUCUACGAAACUUGUUGAAACCUAUGAAAAGAUUGAAGGUGAUACAGUGCCGCUUCGUUUCCAGAGUCCAUCAUCUACAGUGUCUAGUGCCUUUUCUUCUCGUUUAAAAGAGAUUCUUGAAUAUUAUGGAACGCAUACUUGUGCACCCCUGGUAGACUAUGAAGCACCCACCAUGGAGGAACCAGUCAUUGCCUUUACCGCAGAGGAGUGCUUUGGUCGGUACUUGGAAUUGCACGAUCUGCAUAACCAGUACAUCAACUCUAGUUUCGGUGAAAGGGUUGAUUAUUCUGCUUACCUUGAUGUUUUUUCUCAACCAGAGAAGAUACCUCCUAAACUUAAGCUGUCUAGGCAAUACACAGAGUAUAUGGAAGCUCUGCUAAGGUAUUUGAUCUGCUUUUUCAAGCGAGCCCAUCCGUUGCCAGAUCCGGACAGAAUACUUUCUAAGGUUGAAGCUGAUCUAGAAGAGCAGUAUGGAGCCAAGAAAGUGGGAGGCUUGGAGAAACAGGGCCAAGAAAAUGAUCUUGAACGUUUGGAAAGGAAACAGUUGCUAAUGGAGGCCCAGGUGAAGAAACUCUGCAAUUUACUCGAUGAGACAAUCGAAAGGACAAAACACAAGGGUGAGGCUUUGGCAUUUGAAGUUGGUACAGAAACAGAAAGUGGUGCAAUGGGUUGGGAUGGCAAGCCUGUACCAUACUGGCUCCACAAACUUGGCCAGGUGUAUGAAUGCGAGAUAUGCAAGAACUAUGGCUAUGCAGGGAAGGUGGCGUUUGAGAGACAUUUUGAAGAAGGGCGCCACCAACGCCAAUUUCGUUGCUUAGGAAUUCCAAUCACAGACAAGUUGAACGGAGUCGCUUCGAUUCAGGAAGCAAAAGAAAUUAUGGGGAUGUCAAAGAGGCGGAGGCUCCACCGGCCACUCAAUACUGAUGGGAAACAACAGAUAACGGAAGGGAAGGGUCCAGAUGAAGCUCCGGCAAUGCCAACUCCAGGCAUCACAAGUGUAUUGGAGAAAACCGUGGGCAUCCUUUUAGAUAAAGGGUUAAAGACUGAGAGGAGGAUCAUAGAGCUGUAUGGGGAUGUAGCAGGAUUCGAGUUUUUGAGAAGCAGUGAUCCUCAUCACGCAUAUUACAAGCACAGGCUAAAUGAACUCCGAGCUCGAGCUCAUGCUACUGGCUCGGCAGCUACACGUGAAUGUUCACGGGAAAGGCCCCAUCCGGCUGAGUUAGGGGUUUCUCGUGCUCCUCUGCCUCGUGAACCUCACAUGUUUACAUGCAGACUCCCUGAAGGGAUCACGGGCAAGGAGGUUCAAGUUAUUAAGCUCACAGCGCUGUUUUAUGCGCUGAAUGGGGGAUGUUACUGGGAGGGUUGUAGUGAAAGAUGGAAUAAGGAUCCGGAGUUUAUGAAGCCAACUCGUGGCGGCAGCAGCAGGUCCAGUUUUUUCUAUCGACUUUCUAAUGCGUAUGUGGAACUAGCAAGUCCUCCCGAGAGCUUGAUAGAAACGCUGAGGGAGAAUGCCGCUGAUGUGGAGACGGUUCUUGGGAAUUGUUUCCUUCGUCUUCAAUGGUGGCGAUUCGUGGAGGAGCGCAUGGAGAAAGUAAGGGAGCACAACGCAAGGGAGGACGCGAUCAGGUGUGCUCCACUUCCAAUUGCCCGCCUCAUGGAGAUGGCCCAAAUUGCUUCCUCCAUUGCCGCUGCUGACUCCAUGAUCACGUCAUCCCUCUAA